This is a messenger RNA of Fusarium sp. VM40, 2133 nucleotides long. The record is from the annotation of a GenBank genome assembly. Lineage: Eukaryota; Fungi; Ascomycota; Sordariomycetes; Hypocreales; Nectriaceae.
AUGAUUCAACCUCAAUUUCUGGCUCUAGCAGCCCUUUUAAUUUCACCUCUCACUUCAGCCGCUCUGACCGAAUGCCCCUCCAAGGAAGCCCAAUGGACAUCCAAGACCGGCACCGACUACGCCAUCUGCCGUAACACAGACUACAGGAACGGUGGAAGCAGUCUCAAGGUCGUCAAGCAAGUCCGGGACACCAACGCCUGUGCUCAAAUCUGCAACCAGGAUCCUCGAUGUGUCAAGGCUGUUUACGAUAAGCGAGGCCGUAUUUGCCACGUCAAGGACAACAACAAUGCGGCCCUCAUGGACUGGGCUGCUGACAAGAACUUCGACACCAUCCGUGUGAAGAACGUCGAUGAGGGAGUCUUUAUUUCUCGAUGCCCUGCUCCUACCAAGGACUACCGUUCCAGAAGCGGCAAGACCUUCAACGUUUGCCACAACACUGACUACGUUGGCCCAACUGUCAAGCAGAUCAAGGGUGUCACUACUCUUGCCGCAUGCGCCGACCUGUGCUCUGGUAUCAAGACCUGCAAGAAGGCUGUCUUCGAUAAGCAGGAUAACAUCUGUCACAUCAAGGCUGUCGAGCCCCAGGCUUCCCUCUUCUGGGUGCAGAGCAAGAGGUUCAGUGUUGUCCAUGUUCCCACCACUUCCAACCCUGCCACUCAAGGCCAAUGGUCUGAUAUCUUCCGCCUGCCCGUUAUUCCUGUUGCUGCCUACGUUGUUCCCCAAUUCCCCCAGUCCCAGCAGCUUCUUUUCUUCUCAUCUUGGGGUAAAGAUGCUUUCGGUGGCGCCUCUGGCCGAACCCAGUUCGGAGCCCUCGAUCUCCCUAGUGGAAAGAUUGGCACCCGAGAGGUCGCCGAUACUCACCACGACAUGUUCUGCCCUGGUAUGAGCCAACUUGCUGAUGGCCGUAUCUUGAUCCAGGGUGGUUCCGAUGCCGACACUGUCAGUAUCUACAACCCCAAGUCCAACACUUUCACCCGCGGCCCCAACAUGAAGAUGGCCCGUGGCUACCAGACUUCCACCAUUCUCUCCGACGGACGAGUUUUCACCAUCGGUGGAGCUUACUCUGGCCCUCGCCAGGGUAAGAACGGUGAAGUCUACGACCCCAAGACCAACAAGUGGACCAUGCUCACUGGCGCCGACGUCAAGCCCAUGCUCACCCAGGAUCAUGAAGGUAUCUGGCGCGAGGACAACCACGCCUGGCUGUUCGGCUGGAAGCGAGGCAGUGUCUUCCAGGCUGGCCCUAGCAAGGAUCAGCACUGGUACAGCACCAAGCAAAAGGGUUCCGUUGUCAAGUCCGGCCGCAGAGACGAUGUCAACGCCAUGUGCGGUGUCUUUGUCAUGUACGAUGCUGUUGCUGGCAAGAUCCUCUCCGCUGGAGGUGCCCCUGACUACACCAACAGCAACGCCAACAAGCACGCCCACAUCACCACUCUCGGCGAGGCCUACAAGCCUGCUACUGUCAAGCGUGUUGCUGACAUGGCCUUCCCUCGCGGUUUCGGCAAUGCUGCCGUCCUGCCUGACGGAACCGUCCUUGUCACAGGAGGUCAACGCAAGGCCAUGGUCUUCACCAACACUGAUGGCAUUCUCAUCCCUGAGCUGUAUAACCCUGCCACCAACAAGUGGACCCAGCUUGCUCCCCACGCCGUCCCUCGCAACUACCACUCCGUGUCCAUCCUGCUUCCCGAUGCCACUGUCUUCAUUGGUGGUGGCGGUCUCUGCUACGUUGCCAAAAUCGGUGGCUCCACUGCUGGAUGUGACAAGACAGCCGAUCACGCCGACGGAGAGAUCUUCUCGCCUCCUUACCUCUUCAAGAAGGACGGCUCCCUCGCUGAUCGCCCUGUCAUCCAGAACCUUGCACAGAAGGCCGUCAAGGCGGGCAGCUCGCUCAGCUUCAAGGUCGCCAACACCUCUGGAAAGGUCAAGAUGUCGCUUGUGCGUAUGGGAAGCGCCACCCACUCUGUCAAUAGUGAUCAGCGACGUGUUCCUCUCACCAACUUCUCGGUGAAGGGUAACCAGUACACCGUGAAGCUGCCCAAGGAUACCGGUGUGCUGCUCCCUGGGUACUACUACCUCUUUGUCAUGUCGCCCCAGGGUGUUCCCAGCAUGUCCAAGACUGUUCACAUCACACCUUAA